Clupea harengus (Atlantic herring) is the source of this 6401-nucleotide messenger RNA. It is a transcript of the gene crocc2, whose product is annotated as ciliary rootlet coiled-coil, rootletin family member 2. The transcript has 38 exons. Bases 312 to 6401 code for a protein of 2029 amino acids. The record is from RefSeq and is a predicted model, not a curated record. NCBI's taxonomy places the organism in Eukaryota, Metazoa, Chordata, Actinopteri, Clupeiformes, Clupeidae.
CCUUUCCUGGGAUAUGCCUCGCGCUGUGCUGUGAUUUGAGUCUGAAAAGUUCUUGGGUCAGGGAGAAACCUUUACAAAUUAUUGCAUGGAAACAUUUUGGAAUUGCACAGAACUGCAAGAAAUGCUUUUUUAAAUAAGGAAAUGGCUUUAUGAUGCAUGUUUGAAAUUGAUAUCUAGUUAUGAAUUUGCAAGCCUCAAUAAGUUGUUCAUGAUUUCUGUUGGAUUGUCGUCCUGUAUAUGACCGACCGAUGGUAGAAUAAGGAAGCAACUAGUUACAUUCACGACGAAGUUUUGGAUCAACAGUCCUUAAAAUGAAUUCUCAAGGGGAAGAAAGAGAGCAGUCUCCUGGACUUGAGGCGGUGAUUCAGAAGCUAGAGGAUUCCCUGUUGGACGUCAGUGCAGAGGAGAUGGCACUCACCAUACGGGGGGAGGAGCAGGGUUCUACUGCUGCACCAGUCCCUGCGCGCAUCCGGCAGAUUGUCACCAGAAACCUGAGUGAAUCUCCCGCAGCAUCCAGCAUGAGUUGUGCUGGAAUUUCAGUGCAGGAGGAGAACCGGGUCCUGAAAGAUUUGCUGUCCCAGACUCGAGCAGACCGCGACCAGCUACUUGUCAAGCAGGUGUCCCUUACAGACAGGCUGGAGCAGAUGCUGGUUCUGCAGUCAGGAGAUUCGGAUCAGGAGAGUGUGAGUGCAGAGCGCAGGCUUCGGGAGGAGGCUCGCUCCUACCGCCUCAAACUGCAGAGCUACCAGGAGAGCCAGCAGAGACAAGCUCAGCUGGUGCAGAAACUACAGGCAAAGGUGCUGCAGUAUAAGAUGCGGUGUGGGGAGUUGGAGGAGCAGGUGUUGCAAAAGACCUCCGACUCGGAGAAACUCCGCCUGUCACUCCAGACCCAUCUGGACUCGUCUUCCCAGCGGCUCCAGCGGGCAGAGCAGGAGAACGGCCGGGACCUCCAGAGCAAGCAGGCCCUGCUGGAGGAAGAACAGAAAAGGUGCUCGGGCCUGAGCCAGGUGAACGCGCUGCUCCGCCAGCAGCUGGAGCAGGCGGCCGCGGCCAAUCAGGGCCUGAGCGAGAGCCUGCGGCGCGCCCGCCAGGACGCCGAGCAGAAGGACACGCGACUGCGCAAGGAGCAAGAGAUGAGUGCCUCCAGACUGGGCCGUGAGCAGGCGCGUGUGCGGGCGCUGUGGCGCCAGGCCGCCUCCCUGCGCAGCACCUUCACUCAGCUCAGGGCCUUCGCUGACAGGAACCUCACUGACAUGCGGGCGGAGUGUGUAAGCACUGGCCGCCAGCUGCGUGCCGCCUGCCUGAACCUGGAGGUGAGUGUGAGUCAGCAGUGCGCCCCCGCUGGUGUGGAGGUGUCAGUGCUGGAGAGGCAGCUUCGGGAGAGACUGCGGGAGGCCAUGCAGCUCCAGGCGCGCUGGGAUGCCGAGAAGGUGGAGCUCAACUCCAGGAUCCUGGAGCUGACAGACAUGGUGAAGCAUCUGAGGGGGCAGAACAGUGAGAAGGAGUCUAGCCUGGCCGCCAUGCAGGCUAGUCUGGACAGAAUGGAGUUGAGUCGGGCUGAGGAGUGUGAGGAGAGGGGCUGUCUGCAGACGCAGAUCCAGGCCCUUCAGCACAUCCUGCACAGCAUCAGCCAGGUGGCUCGUGGGGAUGGUGAUGGCGCCAUGUUGGAGGGCACUAAUCAGGGAGCAGACGCCCGCUCUCUCCCCCCCUCUCCGCUGCGGGGCGUCUCUCCCCAGAGGGACAGCACACUGCUGGCGGUCCAGAGGGCCCUGACACAACGACAGACUCAAGUCCAGGACCUCCGUGGGCGUCUGGAGGCGGCGCUGGAGCAGGUGGGCACCCUGAGGGCACAGCAGCAGGAGGGGGAGCUGGAACGCCGGGAGCUGGACCUGAGGGGCCAGGAGCUGCUGCAGGAGAGCCUGCAGACGGACCGGACCCUGGAGGAGAGCCGCCGGGACGCCCAGAGGUAUCGCAGCUCGCUGGACAUCAUCAGCAGUGAGAAGGCGACUCUGGAGCAGCAGGUUUCAGGGCUGCGGGAGCAGCUGGACUCCCAGCGGGCCGAGCUGGAGGCGGGGUGCAUGUUGGCGCUGGACACGCAGAGACAGCGGGAUCUGCUUAGGCAGCAGAGGGAGGACCUGGAGAGGCAGCUGACCUAUCAGCGCGCCGAGGCAGAGAGAGGCCAGAGGCUUGCGGAGCAGCUGGAGGCGAGACACUCGGAGCUGCGUAAGGAGCUGGUGUGCCUGAAGGAGGCGCUGUGCCAGCUCACCCUGCACAAGGAGGUGCUGGAAGACGAGAAGGCCAGUCUGGCCCAGGCUAUCACGAAGUUGGAAGCUCAGAAUGCUGAACAGGAAGUAGCCAUCACCAGACUGCAGAGUGAGGAGGCAGGGCUCCGGGACGCCCUGGCCAAGAUGGCCGCCCUGAGUGAAGGACUGGCCAAAGACAAAGUGGAGCUCAAUCGCAUCCUACUACGGAUGGAAGCGGAGAAGGCAUCACUGGACGAGCGUCGACGGGAGGCGGCGCUUGAGCGGGCGUCGGCUCGAGAGGAGACGGGGCGUCUGCACCAAGAGCUCCAGGACACGGAUGUGGAGCGGCGGGCCCUGGAGGCCUCCGAGAGCCAGCUGCAGGAGGCCAGAGUCAGCCUGGAGGCCCAGCUCAGCCUGCUACUCAAGGAGAAGACACAGGCCCAGGAGCUGCAUGCCCAGGUGAGUGCUCAGCGGCAGGCCCUGUCCGAGCGGCUGUGUGCGGUCCAGAGGGAGCUGGAGGCCCAGAGAGGGGCCGUGGAGCGGGCGGGGCGCGAGAGAGACGAGCUGGCCAAAGACAAGGCCAGCCUGGGGGUCCAGCUCAGCACUGCACAGCGCAAAGGCUCUGGCCUCGCCCAGGAGCUGGCAGCCCUCAGGGCUGAGAAGGAGGCUCUGGAGACGGCUCUGUUUGAGGGGCAGGAGUUGGCCUCUGCUCUGGAUGGUGACUGCAGUCGACUGGAGGGAGAGAGGCGCAGUCUGGUGUUGGCCAAUGAGGCCCUGACACGUGAGGUGGCUCGGCAGCAGGUGGAUGCAGAGCAGCAGGCCCUCAGGGCUCUCCAGGAGAGACAGGCUCUUGAGGGGAGGCUGGCCCAGGCAGAGAGGAAUGCUCAGCUCUCUCUCAGCAACACCCAGAGCAGCUACCAGCAACAGCUGGAUGCAGAGCGCAGGGAGAAGGCAUGGCCCCUGUCAUUUAUCUCUCUGUCUGUCUGCAUGUCUGUCUGGAUGACUGAUUGGCUGUCUUUGAAUAUAACUGUUUAUCCUUCCCUGUCUGUUUGCCAUUUUCAAUCUUCCUGUCUGUUGCCUUGCUGUUUUGUCUCGUUACCGUCUAGCUCACUCCUGCAGGAGCAGCUGUGUGCAGAGCUGACUGCACAGAAGGAGCAGCUGGAGGAGUGUCUGCGCGCUGAAAUUGAGGAGGUGCGACUGCGCAGUCAGAAUGAGCACCUACAGCUGCGUGAGCAGAUGGCCCAACUGCAGCAGGACUGCAAUGAUCGCUUAUUGCAGGCAGAGAACCUCAAGCAGCAGGCCUUGUCUCAGCUGGAGGGAGAGCGAGCUGUUCUGGCUGAGAAAGUGCUCUCACUGCAGCAGGACAUGGAAUCCGCUGCCAUGGAGACCGAACGCAUGCGGAGGGACUUCCUCAGCCGUCAGGAACAGGAUAAGGAUGCUGUUGAGGGGCUGCAGGCGGAGCUGGAGGUCCUGCGCCGGAGGUUCGAGGAGGCGCUGAGCUCCCGCGAGGCCACAGAGAGGAGUCUAGGGGAGCAGCUGAGGGAGCUGAACCAGCACAGAGAGGAGGCGCAGCAAGAGUUGUCUGUGUUGAGGUGCUCUCUGCAGGAGGCGGAGGAGUCCCGGGACGCAGGGCGGAGGGAUCUGAUCGAGGCUCACCGACAGCUCCGUGAUUGCGCUGCAGAGAGGGACGCCCAGCGGAAGGAGGCCCUGGAGCUAAGAAGGGCGCUGGGGGAUGCCGGCCGUGAGAAGGAGGCCAUCCACAACUCCAACCAGGAGCUGCGUGCCACGGUGAAGAGGACAGAGAACGACAUAAACAGUCUGAAGCGGGCACUGGAGGAGAAGGAGCAGAGGCUGGCCGUGCUGGAGGAGUGCAAGUCCUCCAACCAGCAGGAGGCGAGCAAGCUGAGGGCCAAGCUGCGCGAGCUGGAGCGCUCCCGUCUGCAGGGACGCCGCGAGCUGCAGGAGCUGCGCAGACAGGUGAAGGCUCUGGAGGGCGAGGUGUCCAGUCGGAGCCAGGAGCUGGGGGAGCUGCAGGCCCGCGUGGCCCAGGAGGAGCAGCGGGAGGAGGAGGCGCGGAGGGAGGCCUUCACCCUCAGACAGAGGCUGCUGGAGAGCGAGGCCGGCAGAGAGGCAGCAAUCAAGGAGUCAUCGGCGCUGCAGCGGCGCAUGGCCAAGAUGGAGGAGGCGGAGGUGGCCGCGAUAGAGGCGCAGCGGCAGCGAGACACCGCCCUGCAGGAGAGCCAGCAGCGGUGGCGCGAGGAGACGGCCCGGUUGGAGGAGGCCCUGCGGGAGGCGCAGGCCCAGGGUCGGGAGCAGGGUCUGAGGGCCAGCCUGUCAGAGGGGCAGGCCGGGGGCCUGGAGGAGCAGCUGGCCCAGGGGGAGGCCACGCGCCGCGGGCUGGAGCACAGGCUGGACGGCCUGGAGUCGGCCCUGAGGAGGACGCUGGGGAUCGGACGCAGGGGCAGGUCGCCUACCCCAGGGGCGAGAGGACGGAGCCCCUCACCCUGGAGGACCCGCUCUCCUGUGAAAGGUGGUGAGAGUGGGACAGAGGGACUGCCACACAGUGGGUCCCCAGGCUGUUCCCUGUCCCCUGCCCGUGGGGGAGACGGGGAGAUGGACCUGGACACCCUGCACAUGGCCCUGCGCAGUUUCCAGACGGAGCUCAGGGACACGCAGAGAGACCGGGAUGAGGCCUAUGCACAGGUGUUAAGUUUGACCCGACAGGUGAGUGAGCUCCAGGCAGCUCAGGACAAAGCCACCGGAAGACUGCAGCAGCUCCAGAAGAGCCUGAGAGAGGCAGAACAGGGGAAGCGUGAAGUGACAGAGAAGCUGGAGGGUGUGCAGACAUCGCUGGCUCUCCAGGAGGAAGUGACCCGGCGGGGGGAGAGAGAGAGGAGGAGCCUGGGGGAGGAGGUGGCCAUGCUGAGGAGCAGCCUGCAGACGGCCGAGGUCGAGACCAGGAGACUACAGGAGAAGCUGGAGCGCAGUGAGACAGCCGAGUCCCACGGGGAGGCAGAGCGCCGGCAGCUGAAGGAGGCGUGUGAGCGGGCGGAGGCGCGGGCCGCCCGGCUGGAGCUGUCCCAGCGCUCCCUGGAGGGGGAGGUGCAGCGGGGAGGCGUGCGCGGAGCUGAGCUUGAGGCGGAGGUGGGCAGCCUGCAGGAGCGACUGGCCGGCCUGCGCAGGGAGCUGGGAGAGAGUGAGGAGAGGGAGGCCCUGCUCAGGCUGGAGGCGGAGCGGCUGGGGGCGUCCCUGUGUCGGGCGGAGCAGCAGGAGUCCCAGCUGAGGGAGCGGCUGCAGGGCCUGUCUGCCCAGCUGAGCGAGAGCAGCACCAGCGUCGGGGCCGCCCAGGAGCAGGCCGCCCAGCUGCAGAGGGCCCUGACCGCCAGCGAGCACGACCGCCGCAUGCUGCAGGAGAGGCUGGAUAAGAUGCGGGAGGUGUUGUCCGAGAGCAAGAAGCAGAACCACGUACUGGCGGAACGCGCCCAGAACCGCCAGAGAGCCCAGGAGGACAGCGAGCUGCGUGCUGCUGAGCUUGAGAAGCAGACCCGGGCACUGCAGGAGGCCCUGCGACAGCGGCAGGAGGGGGAGCAGGAGGCCCUGGAGGGCUCCAGGCAGCUCCAGAAGGACAGGGGAGAGCUCCAGGGACGCGUGGCCGGCCUGCAGGCCUCGCUCCGGAGGCUGGAGGCAGAGAAGACUGAGCUGGAGAGAGGGAUGAGCCGCCUGGGCAAAGACAAGGCCUCGCUGAGGAAGACCCUGGAGAAGGUGGGACAUGACAGGAGAAGGCUUGACGAGGAGGCUCUGUCACUGGGCCGUGAGAGAGAACAGCUGGAGCAGACUACACACACCCUCCAGCAGGAGCUCACUGAUGCCCACACACAUACACACACACUACAGGCUCAGCUCUCUCACCUGGAGCACUCCCAGUCUCAGCGGCUGCUGGAGGUGACGGCGCGGCACCGGCAGGAGCUGGACCUGGAGACGGAGCGGCUGCGGGGCUCCCAGCUGCAGGCGGAGAGGGCGCUGGAGGCCCGGGAGAAAGCCCACCGCCAGAGGGUCCGCUGCCUGGAGGAGCAGGUGUGCACGCUGAAGGAGCAGCUGGAGCUGGAGAUGAGGAGGCGGCAGGCCUACGUCAGCCAGCUGCUGCGACCCGGGGCCUGA